AGGGGGACAGAACGCGCGUGGGGGGGAGGCGCGGGGGAGCAACUGAUGACUGAUCCGCGAAGCCAAGAGCUCACAUUCCCCGGUUCUUCUGGCAAAGCGACAGACCAGUCCACUCAACAGAACUACCAGGCUCUGGGACGUUUGAAUAAACGAGAAAAACCGAUCGCCACCUCUUGACUUACAGUUAUUUUCCUUUAAUUUUCAUCCAUGAGAUUUUUCAGGCUUACCUUCAAGUGCUUCGUCGACUGCUUUUGAAUCCCCUUCGUCCCCAUCGUCUGUCUGCGACGCAUUGUAAAUAUUAGCUAAUAAUAUCUCUAGCUAUACCUAGCCUAAAAGCUUAAUAUAGCUAAAGAAUAUUUUUAAUAACAAAAAGACAAAAAAUAAAACAAAAGAAAAAAGGAACUGGAUGACUAAAUAUAUCUAAAUUGCUUGCUACAAUUUUUUGAACGACAAUUGCAUAUCAUUUUAUAAAUUCCAUUUAAAAUAUUGGGGCUAGCUAUCAACCAGCUGUCCGGCCAGCAUGUCACCAGAGGUGGAAGAGAACGUUCCAGGGGAUAGGGGACUGUCCCAGGGGGAGACUGGGGUCCCAUUAGAAGAGGAGGGUGGGGUCGUGCGCCCCCUGGUGGCUGUGCCUGGGGUCGGCGGGACUGCUGGGGAAGAUGGCCCGGUUGUGGAGCGAGAGACCUGGGCCAGGCAAAUGGACUUCAUUAUGUCCUGUGUGGGAUUUGCUGUGGGCCUUGGUAACGUGUGGAGGUUUCCAUAUCUCUGCUACAAAAACGGUGGAGGCGUGUUUCUGAUCCCCUACAUGCUGAUUGUGUUCAUUGGGGGGAUUCCGGUGUUCUUCCUGGAGAUUGCACUGGGACAGUUCAUGAAGCAAGGCGGCGUCUCUGCCUGGAACAUCGCCCCACUUUUCAAAGGUUUGGGGUUGGCGUCCAUGGUGAUUGUGUUCUUCUGUAACACCUAUUACAUCAUGAUCCUGGUGUGGGGGCUGUACUUCCUGCUCCACUCCUUCUCCGCGCCCCUGCCCUGGGCCACCUGCGGGAACCCGUGGAACACCCCAAACUGCACGCAGGACUUCCGCAGAGCCUGCACCAAUCGCAGCGCCCUCCUAGCCCUCCCCUCGGACCCCACCUCCCCGCUGCACAACCUCUCCUCCCACUCCCUCCCGUCCCCCAUCAACCUCUCCUCCAUCCUCCCUCUCAACUCCAGCUGCACCGAUAUGGAGGGCCUGCGAUCUCCUGUCAUCGAGUUUUGGGAACGGAAGGUGCUGCGGUUGUCGGGAGGGUUGGACGAGGCCGGGGAGGUCAGCGGUCACAUGGUUAUGUGUCUGUUGGUCACCUGGGUCAUCGUCUACUUCUGCAUAUGGAAGGGGGUUAAGUCUACUGGCAAGGUGGUGUAUUUCACUGCGCUCUUCCCCUACCUGGUGUUGGUGGUGCUGCUGGCCCAUGGAGUCACCCUGCCUGGUGCUCUGGACGGGAUUGUGUACUACCUGAAGCCCGACUGGUCCAAGCUUGGAGAGGCCCAGGUGUGGAUUGACGCAGGAACGCAGAUCUUUUUCUCCUACGCUAUCGGCCUGGGUGCGCUGACCGCACUGGGAAGUUACAACCGCUUCCACAACAACUGCUACCAGGAUGCCUUUGUCCUUGCCCUGAUCAACAGUGGGACCAGUUUCUUUGCCGGCUUUGUGGUGUUCUCUGUGCUGGGCUUCAUGGCGGCUGAACAGGGGGUGGACAUCAGCAAGGUUGCAGAGAGCGGCCCCGGCUUGGCUUUCAUCGCCUACCCGAAAGCGGUGACCCUCAUGCCCCUGGCGCCGCUGUGGGCGGCCCUCUUCUUCUUCAUGCUGCUCGUGCUGGGACUGGACAGCCAGUUCGUGGGGGUUGAAGGAUUUAUCACAGGAAUUAUGGACAUGCUUCCCCCUAAUGCGCUGGCAUGCUCUUUUCGCCGAGAGGUUGUCGUGGCGAUCUGCUGCAUCACUUGCUUCUUUAUCGACCUCUCCAUGGUAACAGAGGGGGGCAUGUAUGUGUUCCAGCUGUUUGACUACUACUCUGCCAGUGGGAUGACUCUGCUCUGGCAGGCUUUCUGGGAGUGCGUGGUGGUGGCUUGGGUCUAUGGAGCGGACCGCUUCAUGGAUGACGUGGCGCGGAUGAUAGGUUACCGCCCACUCCCCUACAUGAAGUGGUGCUGGUCCUACGUCACGCCCUUAGUGUGUGUGGGUGUCUUCCUUUUCCACGUGGUGAACUACAGGCCUCUGACCUAUAACUCCAGCUAUGUGUACCCCUGGUGGGGGGAGGCCUUGGGCUGGGGGCUGGCUCUCUCCUCCAUGCUGUGCAUCCCCAUCAGCGUCUUCUACAAACUGCUGCGCUGCAAGGGCUCCCUCAGAGAGCGCUGGCAGCACCUCACCACCCCGGUGUGGGGGAGACACCACCUGGAGUACCUGGCACCAGAGUCAGAGGCCAAGCUCCUGCCCCCACCUGGGCUGAGCAAGACCACCCUGCUGUUCGAGAGUGUCAUCUGACCUGCCUGUCAGAGCAGAGCCCCGCCCCCCUCCACCCUUUCUGUCUCUUCUUUAAGUCCACGCUCCUCUCUCUAUAUUUCAGUGUCUCUGAUUUCCACUAAGAGACACAUAUGAACUUUUUUAACAGCAGUCACACACUCAUACUCACACACACGCAUACACACACACACAGACACACAAAUACACACACUCUCGCAAACACACAUACAGAUACGCACACUCUCGCACAGACACACUC
This is a messenger RNA of Anguilla anguilla (European eel), 2753 nucleotides long. RefSeq names its product sodium- and chloride-dependent creatine transporter 1. Bases 521 to 2515 code for a protein of 664 amino acids. The transcript has 14 exons. The record is from RefSeq and is a predicted model, not a curated record. Gene Ontology annotation, biological process: sodium ion transmembrane transport. Gene Ontology annotation, cellular component: membrane. NCBI's taxonomy places the organism in Eukaryota, Metazoa, Chordata, Actinopteri, Anguilliformes, Anguillidae.